Eupeodes corollae is the source of this 1449-nucleotide messenger RNA. RefSeq lists its product as uncharacterized. NCBI's taxonomy places the organism in Eukaryota, Metazoa, Arthropoda, Insecta, Diptera, Syrphidae. The transcript has a single exon. Gene Ontology annotation, cellular component: nucleus. The record is from RefSeq and is a predicted model, not a curated record. Bases 1 to 1449 code for a protein of 482 amino acids. Gene Ontology annotation, molecular function: DNA binding.
AUGCAACGGUUUCAUUACGAAAACCGGAAGCAACAUCUGCAGCUCGAGCUAUGGGAUUUAACCGUGUCUCUGUCGGCAAUUUUUUUUCAACUUCUUGAAGAGUGCAUCAAGAAAUAUGGGUUCUUGUCAAAUCGAAUCUUCAACGUUGACGAAACGGGCAUCACAACAGUUGCAAAAAGUCUUGGGAAAAUUUUGGCAACUAAAGGCAGAAAACAGGUAGGAUCGCUUUCUUCAUCGGAGCGAGGACAGCUUCUCACAGUGGAAAUUUGUAUGAGCGCUGAUGGGUCGUACAUGCCACCAAUGUUCAUUUUCCCACGUAAAAGAAUGAAGGUCGAACUAAUGGAUGGAACGCCUCCUAAUUCUUGGGGCGAGUGUAACCAAAGUGGAUGGAUCACAAAAGAUUUGUUUUUAAAGUGGUUGAAACGAUUCAUUGAAUGGUCGAGUGCAACUAAAGAUCAACCCGUUUUGUUGCUGUUAGAUGGGCAUGCAAGCCACGUUAAGAGCCUUGAAGUGAUAGAUGUAGCAAGAGCCAAUGGUGUGGUCAUGCUUUGUUUUCCACCACAUUGCACUCAUCGGUUACAGCCCUUGGAUGUCACUUUUAUGAAGCCCUUGAGUUCUUACUAUGGGGAUGAAGUAAAAAAAUGGCUCAGACAACAUCCUGGCAGAACAGUUACACAUUACCAGGUAGGACAGUUGUUCGGUAGAGCAUAUUUAAGAGCAGCCACAAUGUUAGUCGCAAUAAAUGGUUUUCAAACGACUGGAAUAUGGCCGGUUAAUUCAAAUGUUUUCGAAGACCAUGAUUUCUUGCCUUGCCAAACCACAGACAUGCCAAAUGGGGAAGAGCGUCUACUCUUAGAUGAAACAAUUUGUGUCGACCCAUAUUCGGUACCACCAGGCUCAUCAACGACCGCCGCCGAUCCACUUAUGUUGUCCCCAAAUCCCGUUUCGGAAACCAAUCAGUCCACAAUGUCUACACCACAUUCUGUUAAUCCGAUACCAAUGGGUGCACUGUUAUCCUCUCCAGAGCCCGAUUUGACAAACAAUGAUGCACCAACGUCAUCAACUUCAUUCCAAAAGUUUUCUCCAUCUCAUAUUGUAGCUGUUCCCAAAGCACCCGUUAAAAAAAGAGUUUCUAAGCGCAGGGGAAAGACUGCAAUAAUUACAAGCUCUCCUUACAAGGCGCAGCUAGAGGCUGAGUCCACGAAGUCCAAGCCUCUUGUUAUGAAAAAGAAAAAAGCCUCAACAAAGAAGAAAACUACCAGGAAGGAAGAAUCUUCAGAAAGCGAGGAGGACGAAGAGUGUCUUUAUUGUGGGCAUUUAUACUCCCAGUCUACAGAAGGAUGGAUUUCCUGCAGAUCAUGUGGUAAGUGGGCACAUUGUUCUUGUGCUGGAGAGGAUGAUGUUGACGAUGAAUCUAGCCACAUUUGCUCCAGUUGCAACCCAGUUUAG